AGCAGCUCUGAGACUGUUGUUGCCGGAUAACGUUUUUUUUUUUACGAGACAGGAAACGAGACAAGUACCGAGCCUGAACCAGGGAGGACUACUUUGCCUGUGUGAGCAGAAAUAAAUAUAUAUGAAAAAAUCUUCAAGAUAGCAGUAACUCAGAAAGGACGUUGGAGAAACCUCCUAUGAAGGCAGUUAAUGCAGCUCUAAAUUGGAGAGAAGUUCAGCAGCAGGCAAGUCAAAUCUGAAAUGGGCACCGAGGAGAAAGAUUCAGAGCAUGCAGCUCAGCCUCUGUCAAAGGAGCAGGGGUCACCAGAGAAGGAAAAGGAGUCUCCUGUCGAGCAUCCUCAACCGUCUGAGACCACUGAUCCCCUCAACACCUACAAGUGGCACACCGGCUCCAAGGGAACGCUCAAUGAGCCGCGAGAAGAAGGAGACGGGGCUGCAGCCGCCUCCACAUCCACUAUCGACAAGAUCCACAAGGCCUCCAGCAACAAGUGGAGCAAGAUGCAAAACUGGCGCAAAGCCCUGAGUGAGGAUCCUGGGGACAAGAAUUCAACAGGUGGGAAAAGUGGAGAGGCAACCAAGGCUGAAAAAGGUGCUGGGGUCAUCAGGAAGAACCCGUUCAGGAGGGCUCUGUCCGAGCCUCCUGGAUCUCUUUUUGCAGCUUUAUCACCUUCCUCCAGCUCCGCCAGCUCAGCCCAGCCAGCUUCAUCCUCCUCCUCCUCAUCAGCUGCCCCAGAGGCUGCAGGGGCCUCCUCCAAUGACCCCUCGUCGAAAGGAAGCGGGGGGACGAUCUUCAAGAAGUACCUGUGGAACGUGACCCAGAAGCUCAAGAGGCCGAGGCUGCAGAGCCGCAACAGCGAGCAUGCGCUGCUCCCAGACUUGAAGGAGGUUGAGCCGGCGCAUGCUGCAGCUGGUGAAUUUACAAGACAAAACUGGGUCCCACCGCAGGAGGUCCCCUUAUGGGACAUCACCAACUGCAUCCUGGGAGACGGACAAAUCCUCAUCACUCAAGAGGAUGAGCCGACGACGUGGAUCCGAAACCGUGUCAGCAGCUGUUUGUCCAACCUCAGUGUUCAGAACCUCGCCGACAAUGACGCAGAAUGCAGCCCUGACCCGGUGGGCCUCCCAGGCGGCUCUCGGCCGAAGAAUCAGGACGGUGGUGUGCGGGGACUGAUCAAACGGCGCCUGGAUAAGGCCAAAAGGAACAGUGCCACCCAACUGAACCCGGGACUAAACAAGCUGAGCAGGCAGUAUGGAUCCCGCGAGUCCGUAUCGGUUCCAGUAGGGAGUCUGGAUCUGAGUGCCGACACCAGCACUGUCAUCAGACCGGUCCACAGCUCCAUCUUAGGGGAAAAGUACUGCUUUGAGGUGAUAAAUUCUGAAAACACCCACUGCUUCGGCUGCUCCUCGGCUGCCGAACGCGAUCGUUGGAUUGAAGACCUGAGACGUGCUGCUCAGCCCAACAAGGACAACAUUGAGCGCACUGAGAACUCCUUGAGUCUGUGGGUUAACGAAGCAAAGGAUCUUCCCCCCAAACGGCGUUACUACUGUGAAGUUCACCUAGAUGGAACCCUGUUUGCCCGCACCAGCAGUCGAGCCGUCGGCAAGCCAACUAAUCGCUCCAGCAUGGCUGGGGACGGUGCCUCCGGGUCUUCAGGAGGCCUGGGGGGUGGCGGGGGCGCAGCUGGUGGCUGCCAACUGUUUUGGGGGGAAUUUUUCGAGCUCGACAAUCUUCCCUCCAUCUCCCAAAUCAGCCUGCAUCUCUUCCGUGAGGAAGACUCCAAAAAGAAGCGCCACUCCCGGGACGAGUUCAGCUUGCAUCCCCUGGGCAGCGUGAACAUACCUUUGGCAGAUAUUCGAGGUCGGACCUAUCAAGAGAAGUGGUAUCCCAUCACGCCGUUCAAGGCGUCGGCCACAGCUGGGAACAAGGAGGUGCUGAGUUCACAGGCUUCCCUCCGCAUCAAGGCCCGGUUCCAGAACCUGAAAGUUCUGCCGAUGGAGAAGUACAAAGAGUUUGCGGAGUACGUGACAGUGAGAUAUGUAGAAAUGUGUGGAAACCUGGAGCCACUUCUCAACGUGAAGGAGAAAGAGGAGCUGGCGGGAGCCCUGGUCCACGUACUCCAGAGUAUUGGCAAGGCCAAGGAAUUCCUCAUUGAUUUGGGCGAUGCAGAGGUUAACCGACUCGGAGAGAAGGAAGCAUUGAUCUUCAGAGAAAACACACUGGCUACGAAAGCCAUAGAUGAAUAUAUGAAGCUGGUUGGCCAGAAGUACCUGAUUGACACACUAGGGGACUUCAUCAACCGACUGUACGCCUCGGUGGAGAACUGUGAAGUUGACCCUCUCAAAUGUCCCGCUGCUGAACUGUCGAGCAACCAGCAGCACUUGAGGGAAACCUGCGAAGAUGUGGUGCAGAAGAUAAUCGGGAUACAUGGAUCUUUUCCUGAGGAAUUAAACAAGAUCUUCUCCAACUGGAUGGAGCUGUGUGAAGACAAAGGGAAAGCAGAAAUUGGGCAGCGACUCAUCUCUGCCUCGCUCUUCCUUCGUUUCUUAUGUCCUGCUAUCCUGAGUCCUUCUCUUUUCGGACUGACUCAGGCAUAUCCGGAGCCGAACACCCUGCGGACCCUCACCCUUACUGCCAAAGUCAUCCAGAACCUGGCCAACUCCACCUUGUUUGGAGAGAAGGAGGAGUACAUGCUGUUCAUGAAUGAAUUCUUGGAGCAGCACUGGGAUGGGAUGAGGUGUUUCCUGCAAACGGUGUCCAAUCAAGACACUGAAAUCCCGAUGACAUCCUUUGAUGGCUACGUAGACUUGCCCCUGCGUCUGGCUGUGCUGCACGGCCUCCUGGUGGACAUCAUCUACAAGAAGGAUCAGGACACAAUUGACAAGCUGCAUCCUCUGCCUUCAAUCUUGAACCAGAUAAGUGAUUCACUUGGUCCUGAAGCACCUCGGAUCAUUGUGAACAGUCAUUCAAAACCAUCCAAGCCGGUGUAUGUUCCUCCAAGGGAGUUGAGAAAGUACAGUCCUCUGCAGUCUUCCCUCCAGAGACUGCCUGUGGACUCCAAAGGCCUACAAGACAGUGAAAGCAGACCACGCAAGAACAUGAGAGAGAGGAAACCAGUCACCAGAACCCAGAGUGCUCCACACAGACGUCCCGGUCACGGCAAACAAGCCCUGAAGAGGCAGAUCAGCUCUGAAGCGCUGCCGACAUCGGACCACGAAGAGCAAGAGGCCGAGGUCAAUGAGCCAGUUAUCACACGACCAGAUACUAGUGAAAGCAUCAGGCGUGCUCCAGCACCGGUUCCAUGGAUUGUCAACCCCAACAGGGAGUCGGGUGAGAUGAAAGCCGAGAACGAGCAGUUCAGCUUACUGGACCGGCACGCCCAGGAGCUGUCAGAGCUCCGUCUGGGGAUAGAGCAGGUGACAGAGCGGGAGCUGGACAUGGCCAAACGUCUCGAGGACUUCAUCAUCCAAAGCCAGGACCAGAAUGCAAUGCUGCAAGCUGAGGUGUAUGAGCUGAAGAACCUGCUGGCGGUGCGAGACGAGCAGCUCGCCAGUGCCACCUUCAGGUUGGGAGUGAUUGAAGAGGAAAGGGAAGAAGAUGAGAGAAGGCUAGAUGUUGCACUUGCCGCAGCCGAGAGAAUGAAUGUGCUGGAGGAACAGUUUGCAGGCCUGAUGAAGGACCUGCAGCAGCUCAACGAGGCCUACAGCAGCAGCCAGAACAAGACGCAGCACCCUGAAAAGCCCCACAUCAACAGCACCUGAGCCCGGACAGACACACUUCUCAUUUUGUAUAAAUGCCUGUGCUAGACUCAACAAACCUACAAGGUUUAUCAACAUUUUCCGCUUCUUUUUUGUACCAAAAUGUCAAGUAUGUUUUACAUGUAAACCUGUCUGAUAAAUAAAAU
Molecule: messenger RNA, 3902 nt
Organism: Poecilia reticulata (guppy)
Lineage: Eukaryota; Metazoa; Chordata; Actinopteri; Cyprinodontiformes; Poeciliidae
Gene: rasal3
Product: RAS protein activator like 3
Biological process (GO): regulation of GTPase activity
Source: RefSeq, a predicted model, not a curated record